CUUGCACGCGCGAAUUGGUGCGAAAACACUUUCGCUUGAGUCGUGGUGGCCGUUCAUCGUUCAUCUGUCUUUUGCUCCAGAAAACUGGCGAGUUAGAUGUCCCUCGACAAAUAUCAGGUUUCCAACCGAAAAUAAUGGCCACAAAUUCGGCUGACAAAGCGUAUAAGUGCAACAAGUGUCCGUCAAGUUUCUCUCAGCUGCGCCCACUGAGACAGCACCAUGUUGAUAAACACAACUUUGAAGUCAAUUACGAAACUCAUGAGUUCAAUUGCGAAGCCGAUUUCAAGGCAUGGAAAGAGGGGUUAGAGAAGGCAUCCAAUAGCCAUUUUAUUAAACGGACGGGGGCAAAGAGAAGUCAAGAUGGCAGCUUCAGGCACUAUUACAUCUGCAACCGAUCAGGCAGUUUUAGUGCUCGGACGACAACCAGUGACAGGAAAAGAGCAAUAAAGUCGCAAGGAUCCGUGAAGUGUGGGCGAACGUGCCUUGCAGAGAUGUCUGCAACAUUCCACAACGGCAAAGUUUCCGUCGUUUUUCAAUCCUCCCACUAUGGACAUGAGCUUGAGCUUUGUCAUAACCUAUUGACGAAAAAAACAGAGAGAGAUGCAAUUGCUGCGAUGAUGCCCGCAAUGGAACUCAUUAAACGAGAACCGCAAGACUGCUCUUCGAGUGAACAUCUGCUCAUCGUAGUGAAGACGGAGCCCUACAAUUCUACAAUUUCUAAAGGGCAGGAUGACGUUGGCUACAGCGAUGACACAUCCUCGGAAGAAGGUCCAGCAAGCACCGGUAUACUUCGUAUUAAGGACGAGCCCCAAGACAUCUGUGACAUCAACGCAACAACAGCUCAGCUUCCAUUCGACGAUGCAGUCCCAGUGACUGUGGACGGUCGACCGACGGAUUCCAAGCCGGGAGACCAUACUCCAGACCAGAAGAACGAAACCCAAGCAACAAGGGAAUCAUCAGCCUCUGACCAUGAGAUGGACAAGAUGUACAAGUGCAACGUUUGUUUGGCUACAUGCAUUGACAUAGGCCCCUUGGAAGUUCGCCUCAGCGCUAACAAAGUGAACACGUUCACCUGCGACACAUGCCGGCACAAACAGACACACACAGGCGUGAAGCUGCAUAGAUGCGAUAUCUGUUCUGCAGAGUUCUGCCGCAGCGCAAACCUACGGCGUCACAGGCGGAUACACACAGGCGAGAAGCCAUACAAAUGUGAUCUCUGUCCCGCAAAAUUUAGCCGCAGCACGAGCUUGCAGGGCCACAAGCUGACACAUACGGGCGAGAAGCCAUACAAGUGCAGUGUUUGUCCUGCCGAGUUCAGCCAGAGCAAAAACCUGCGGCGACACCAGGUGAUACACACGGGCGAAAAACCGUACAAAUGCGUCCUCUGUUCUGCAGAGUUCAGUAGCAGGACAGUCCUUCAGCGUCACAAACACACACACACGGGCGAAAAACCAUACAAGUGUGAUCUCUGUCCUGCAAAGUUCAGUCAGGGCAUGCACCUGCAGCGUCACAAGCAGAUACAUAUGAACGAGAAGCCAUACAAGUGCGAUUUCUGUGGUGCAGAGUUCAGCCGCAGCAUGGACCUGCAGCGUCACAUGAUGACGCACACAGGCAGGAAGCUGCACAAGUGCAAUCUCUGUCCUGCAGAGUUCAACCGCAGCACAGACUUUCAGCGUCACAUACUCAAACACACGGGUGAAAAGCCAUACAAGUGCGAUCUCUGUGCUGCAGAGUUCACCCGCCCUUCAAGCCUGCGGUACCACAAGCAGACACACACGGAGGAGAAGCCGUACAAGUGCGACCUCUGUCCUGCAGAGUUCUACCACAGCACGAGCUUGCGGAGCCACAAGUAUACGCACACGGGCGAGAAGCCAUACAAGUGCAACCUUUGUCCUGCAGAGUUCAGCCACAGCACAACCUUGUGGUGCCACAAGCGGACACACACACGCGAGAAGCCGUACAAGUGCGACCUCUGCCCUUCAGAGUUCAGUCACAGCAGGACCUUGUGUUGGCACGUCAAGCAGACACACGAGAGAGAAACCGUACAAGUGUGGCACUCCUCAUGCUAAAUUCAGACGCAGCACAGACCUGCUGUGCUACUUGCAGAUGCGCACAGGUAAGAAGCCCCACAAGUGCCCUGCAGAGUUCGGCCUCAUCACGAAACUGCAGUGCCACAAGCAGAUGCACAGGGAGGGGGGAGUAGCAAUACAAGUGCAGUCUCUGUCCUUUCAAGUUCAGCCUGAGGACACAUCUGUAGUGUCAGAAGCAGUGUCACCAGCUGACAUACAUGGGAAAGAAGCCAUACAAGUGCAGUUUCUGUCCUGCAUAGUUCUGCAGCAGCACGGACCUUCCACAUUACAAGCACACGCACACACUGGCAAGAAGCCAUGCAAGUCUGAUCUCUGUCCUGCAAAGUUCAGUCGGAGUGUGCACCUGUGUCAUCACAAGCUGACACAUACGUGGGAGAUGGAGGCCGUACAAGUGUCUCCUCUGUUCUGUUGCAGGUCCUCGAUCCGGGAACCAGAAGAAUCUCAUGGUGACGUAUGGAGAGAAAAGACUUUACAGAUGCCACUGUGCCCCACUGCGUUUAAUUCCUGUCGGUUUUUUAAAACUUGCAAUCAUGGACAAGCUGAGGCGUUCGUGACUGUGACCUGAUCAGACCGGACCUGUCUGACGUGUGUCAGACCGAAAACUUUAUUGUUUUCAGUUCAGACAUAUAUAUGGGUUCUAACUGGUUCACAAUAUGGACAGAACAACUCAAACCACAGACCAAAAGGAGGGAAAAAAAUAAGAAUCCACCUCACCAGAAGCUCAAGGUCAUUAAACUCAUAACCUUGUGUUCGUGUAACAGCCCCUGGAAUCAGAGAUGAAAUUCUUGUUUCGUUAGUUGUCAAAUAAAUGCUGUUGAGAGUA
Ornithodoros turicata is the source of this 2913-nucleotide messenger RNA. Its product is annotated as zinc finger protein 883-like. Gene Ontology annotation, cellular component: nucleus. The record is from RefSeq and is a predicted model, not a curated record. NCBI's taxonomy places the organism in Eukaryota, Metazoa, Arthropoda, Arachnida, Ixodida, Argasidae. Gene Ontology annotation, biological process: regulation of gene expression. Bases 135 to 2069 code for a protein of 644 amino acids. The transcript is spliced from 5 exons.